This is a messenger RNA of Oryzias melastigma (Indian medaka), 762 nucleotides long. RefSeq names its product UDP-N-acetylglucosamine/UDP-glucose/GDP-mannose transporter. Lineage: Eukaryota; Metazoa; Chordata; Actinopteri; Beloniformes; Adrianichthyidae. The record is from RefSeq and is a predicted model, not a curated record. Gene Ontology annotation, molecular function: GDP-fucose transmembrane transporter activity; antiporter activity. Gene Ontology annotation, cellular component: Golgi apparatus.
CAUUGCUGGCAGCCUGGUGUACUCAUACAUCACUCUGACAGAGGAGCAGUCUAGCAGAAGCAGCGACAACGCCAAGCUAGACAUCAAAGGCAAGGUGGACGUGUGACAGCACGCUGAGGGUGCAGCUGGAUGCAGUAUUUGAGCAGUCGCUGUGGAGUUUUAACGAGGAUGAAGCCCCUCCCACUGCUCCAGAGGGACCGAGCGCAGCGUUUACUCGCCGUUUUGAACUCUUUUCAUUCAAUGCUGCUCAUUGUGAGAACAAGGGAAUGCAGAACUAUUUCUACUGAGAGACUUCCUGUUAGCGCUGUUCACACGUCGCCACGGCAACGCCUCGAGGGACGGCCCUUUAUAUCAGCCACACUGUUUGCUGUUUACAAAGUGCAGGAGCCAUGUGAGCUCAGUGACUGAGACCACAGUGUUCAUGCUGCCAGAGCGCAUCAGCAGGAGUGUCAGUAUUAUUCAGGUGUUUUCCUUUAUCUCACAAUGUUUGUCUAUACUUAAAGACCUGAUGUGUCAUCGCUUGCUUUCAGAUUUACUUUUUUUUUACAUUUCCUCCCAAACAUUUCAGUCUGUCAUGAUGGUUUUGAUGUUAUUUACGUCUUUUGAAUAUUUAUUGCUUUAACAGACUCUCUGUAGAUGAAGAUGGUAGCAUCUCAAUGUCACUAAAGAAUGGACUAUUUUUUGCAUUAAUAAAAGAACCAUGUUUAUUUUCUUAUGUGGUCGACUCUUAAAGUUUGAAUUAAAGUUCCCCUUUUAAAAUAA